Sorex fumeus (smoky shrew) is the source of this 1588-nucleotide messenger RNA. RefSeq names its product opioid binding protein/cell adhesion molecule like (gene OPCML). Gene Ontology annotation, cellular component: neuron projection. Bases 199 to 1212 code for a protein of 337 amino acids. The transcript has 8 exons. The record is from RefSeq and is a predicted model, not a curated record. NCBI's taxonomy places the organism in Eukaryota, Metazoa, Chordata, Mammalia, Eulipotyphla, Soricidae.
CAGAGACACUGCCUGCCUGCUCCCCUCUCGCGCGCGCUCUCUCUUGCUCCCUCUCUCUUCUGCUCUCUCCCUCCCUUUGCAAACAUUGGAUUUAAACCUGCUCAGAAUUCAGCAGAGGAAGGCAGCCGCGGUCGGUGGCAGCAGCAGAAGCAGUGGCAAACCUAUCCCCAUCCGCGGAGACGCCGCAGCCGCCUGAAGAUGUGUCACCCGGCUUGCUGGAUCAUCUUCUCGGCCACCACCGCCCUGCUCUUCAUCCCAGGAGUGCCGGUGCGCAGCGGAGAUGCCACCUUCCCCAAAGCGAUGGACAACGUGACGGUCCGGCAGGGGGAGAGCGCCACCCUCAGGUGUACCAUAGAUGACAGAGUGACCCGGGUGGCUUGGCUUAACCGCAGCACCAUCCUGUAUGCCGGGAAUGACAAGUGGUCCAUAGACCCUCGCGUGAUUAUCCUGGUCAACACCCCGACCCAGUACAGCAUAAUGAUCCAGAAUGUGGAUGUGUACGACGAAGGCCCCUACACCUGCUCGGUGCAGACAGACAACCACCCCAAAACCUCCCGGGUCCACCUCAUCGUGCAAGUCCCUCCCCAGAUCAUGAAUAUCUCCUCAGACGUCACCGUGAAUGAGGGGAGCAGUGUGACACUGCUGUGUCUUGCCAUCGGCAGACCUGAACCCACAGUCACCUGGAGACACCUAUCAGUCAAAGGCCAGGGCUUUGUGAGUGAAGACGAGUACCUGGAGAUCUCCGACAUCAAACGGGACCAGUCUGGCGAGUAUGAGUGUAGCGCCUUGAAUGACGUGGCCGCGCCCGAUGUACGGAAAGUCAAGAUCACAGUCAACUACCCUCCCUAUAUCUCCAAAGCCAAGAACACGGGUGUCUCGGUGGGUCAGAAGGGCAUUUUGAGCUGCGAAGCCUCCGCGGUACCCAUGGCUGAAUUCCAGUGGUUCAAGGAAGAUACCAGGCUCGCCACCGGCCUGGAUGGGGUGAGAAUCGAGAACAAAGGCCGCAUGUCCACCCUGACCUUCUUCAAUGUUUCAGAAAAGGAUUAUGGGAACUACACGUGUGUGGCCACGAACAAGCUGGGGAACACCAAUGCCAGCAUCACACUGUAUGGGCCUGGAGCAGUCAUUGACGGCGUAAACUCGGCCUCGAGAGCGCUGGCCUGUCUCUGGCUCUCAGGAACCCUCUUUGCUCACAUCUUCAUCAAGUUUUGAUAAGAAACCCUAGGUCCUCUGAGCAACGCCUGCUUCUCCAUAUCACAGACUUUAAUCGACACUGCGGAGGGCAAACCAGUUGGGCUUCUUUUUUGUUGUUGGUUUCUGUUCUUGAUUUCAUUUUCAUUUGGAGUUUUGUUCAGUUGGUUUCUUUGAUUUUCUUUUUCGUAUUUGAAUGAGCAGGGUUGGGGUGGGGGAGGUGGGCUGGGUUCUACCACGUGUAGGAUAAUCCUUCAUUGGUGUGUCCAAGAAAUAGAAUCUGUUCCUGCCACCCUAGCCCCUCGCCUGCCUCAGCCAUUCUCCCACCAUCAUCACCCCAUCCCCUUCAACUGCCCCCUUCCCCACACCUCAUCAAAUCAUAAAGCUCCAUUUGGGC